Messenger RNA from Piliocolobus tephrosceles (Ugandan red Colobus), 1885 nucleotides. It is a transcript of the gene GPR65, whose product is annotated as G protein-coupled receptor 65. Gene Ontology annotation, biological process: G protein-coupled receptor signaling pathway. The record is from RefSeq and is a predicted model, not a curated record. Gene Ontology annotation, molecular function: G protein-coupled receptor activity. Lineage: Eukaryota; Metazoa; Chordata; Mammalia; Primates; Cercopithecidae. The transcript has 2 exons. Gene Ontology annotation, cellular component: membrane. The coding region runs from base 565 to 1578 and encodes 337 amino acids.
CUCAGCAGUGUUGGUUUGUCUUCUUGACUUGAUGCAGGCACAGAUUUAUCAAGCUCCUCGGUCAACAAACGCAUCACCCGAAGAAACAUGGAAAGAAAGGAAUUUUAAAAGGAAAUACCAAUCUCUGUGAAAACAAAGCCUUGUAUAUUCAUGGUUGCACCAAUCUACUGUGAGAUUUAUGAAGAAAAACAAAUUGCGGACAACUCUCCAUGUACACUUACAAAUGCCUCAGUUGAUCCUUGUGGGCUGCUUGUCAGUGUUCUGUGAUAAUGAACACAUGGACUUCUGUUUAUUAAAUUCAGUUGACCCCUUUAGCCAACUGCCAGGAGCCUGGAUUUUGACUUCCAACUGCUGAUAUGGAUUUUGACUUCCAACUGUGUAAAAAUUGAUCUACGUCCACCCUUUAAAAGCAUUGAUGAAUUAAUUAGAACUUUAGACAACAAAGAAAAAUUGAAAAAGAAUUCUCAGUAAAAAAGAAUUCUAUGUUCAAAACGAACUACAACGAGACAAGAUUUUUCUGUUUACUUUCUAAGAAAUAAUAUAAUUGCUACCUUAAAAAAAAAAAUGAACAGCACAUGUAUUGAAGAACAGCAUGACCUGGAUCACUAUUUAUUUCCCAUUGUUUACAUCUUUGUGAUUAUAGUCAGCAUUCCGGCCAAUAUUGGAUCUCUAUGUGUGUCUUUCCUGCAAGCAAAGAAGGAAAGUGAACUAGGAAUUUACCUCUUCAGUUUGUCACUAUCAGAUUUGCUCUAUGCAUUAACUCUCCCUUUAUGGAUUGAUUAUACUUGGAAUAAAGACAACUGGACUUUCUCUCCUGCCUUGUGCAAAGGGAGUGCUUUUCUCACGUACAUGAAUUUUUACAGCAGCACAGCAUUCCUCACCUGCAUUGCCAUUGAUCGGUAUUUGGCUGUUGUCUACCCUUUGAAAUUUUUUUUCCUAAGGACAAGAAAAUUUGCACUCAUGGUCAGCCUGUCCAUCUGGACACUGGAAACUAUCUUCAAUGCUGUCAUGUUGUGGGAAGAUGAAACAGUUGUUGAAUAUUGCAAUGUCAAAAAAUCUAAUUUUACUUUAUGCUAUGACAGAUACCCUUUAGAGAAAUGGCAAAUCAACCUCAACUUGUUCAGGACAUGUACAGGCUAUGCAAUACCUUUGGUCACCAUCCUGAUCUGCAACCGGCAAGUCUACCAAGCUGUGCGGCACAAUAAAGCCACAGAAAACAAGGAAAAGAAGAGAAUCAUAAAACUACUUGUCAGCAUCACAGUUACUUUUGUCUUAUGCUUUACUCCCUUUCAUGUGAUGUUGCUGAUUCGCUGCAUUUUAGAGCAUGAUGUGAACUUCAAAGACCACAGCAAGUCCGGGAAGCGAACUUACACAAUGUAUAGAAUCACGGUUGCAUUAACAAGUUUAAAUUGUGUUGCUGAUCCAAUUCUGUACUGUUUUGUAACCGAAACAGGAAGAUAUGAUAUGUGGAAUAUAUUAAAAUUCUGCACUGGGAGGUGUAAUACAUCACAAAGACAAAGAAAACGCAUGCUUUCUGUGUCUACAAAAGAUACUAUGGAAUUAGAGGUCCUUGAGUAGAACCAAGGAUGUUUUGAAGGGAAGGGAGGUUUAAGUUACAUGUUAUUAUAUCAUCAAGAUUAUGUUUUGAAAAAGAAAUCUAGCAUAUGAGGGCACUAAGGGUUCUCAGAAUGAUAUUUUAAUUCUGUUCAAUAAAAAUAUCUUAAGAGUGCCUUGUACAGCCCCCCCCCCGAGUUUUAUUAAAUGACAUAUAUUGAACAAAGUUCAAUAUUUUCUUAAUGACUCAGAGUCAUUUGCUACUGCCAAUUGUUUUUGUAUUUGUGCUAUUAUCCCUUAGAGUCAGUAAAGUAUGUAGGACUGUUUCUUC